AUGGAGGCUAACGUGUUCAGGUUCCGCGAUGCCCCUGCCGCCCCGGACCCCGUGCUGGAGACCGGGCCGGUGGUCUUUGGCUCGCAGCCGGUGCCGCUGGUGCUGGACAAUGGGUCGUUCCAGGCCCGCGCCGGCUGGGCGUGUCCCGGGCCGGACCCUGGCCCCGAGCCGCGCCUGCAGUUCCGUGCGGUGUGUGCCCGCGGCCGGGGCGGGGCCCGGGGCGCCGCGGGUCCGCAGGUGGGCAACGCGCUGGGCAGCCUGGAGCCGCUGCGCUGGAUGCUGCGCUCGCCCUUCGACCGCAACGUGCCGGUCAACCUGGAGCUGCAGGAGCUGCUGCUGGACUACAGCUUCCAGCACCUCGGGGUGUCCUCGCAGGGCUGUGUUGAUCAUCCCAUAGUUUUGACAGAAGCUGUGUGCAACCCACUCUAUUCUCGCCAAAUGAUGUCCGAGCUCCUUUUCGAAUGCUAUCGGAUCCCAAAGGUGGCCUAUGGGAUAGACAGCCUCUUCAGCUUCUACCACAACAUGCCAAAGAACUCACUGUCCAGCGGCCUCAUCAUUUCGUCUGGAUACCAGUGUACACAUAUCUUACCCAUCUUAGAAGGAAGACUGGAUGCCAGAAACUGCAAGCGCAUCAACCUCGGAGGAAGCCAGGCGGCCGGCUACCUGCAGCGGCUGCUGCAGCUAAAGUACCCGGGACACCUGGCAGCCGUCACACUCAGCCGCACGGAGGAGAUCCUGCGGGAGCACAGCUACAUCGCCGAGGACUACAGCGCAGAAUUGCAGAAGUGGCGGUGUCCUGACUACUAUGAGAACAGCGUCCACAAGAUGCAGCUCCCGUUCUCCAGCAGGCUCUUGGGCAGCACCCUGACGGCCGAGGGGAAGCAGGGCCGGCGGCAGCAGCAGCUCCGGCGGCUGCAGGAGCUCAAUGCCCGGCGGCGGGAGGAGAAGCUGCAGCUGGAUCAGGAGCGGCUGGACCGACUGCUCUGCGUGCAGGAGCUCCUAGAGGACGGCCACAUGGAUCAGUUUCACAAAGCGCUGAUGGAGCUGAACAUGGACUCCCCAGAAGAGCUGCAGUCCUACAUACAGAAGCUCAGCUCAGCAGUGGAGCAAGCUAAGCAGAAAAUCCUGCAGGCUGAGGCCAGCCUUGAGGUGGACGUGGUGGACAGCAAGCCAGAGACACCUGACCUGGAGCAGCUGGAGCCAUCGCUGGAGGAGGUGGAGAGCAUGAAUGAUUUUGAGCCCCUGUUCUCGGAGGAAGCACCGGAAGUAGAGAAGCCUGUCACCACCGUCCAGCCCGUGUUUAACUUGGCAGCGUAUCAUCAGCUGUUUGUUGGGACAGAGAGAAUUCGAGCACCAGAGAUUAUUUUCCAGCCGUCUCUCAUAGGAGAAGAGCAGGCAGGGCUUGCCGAGACGCUUCAGUACGUGCUGGACAGGUACCCAAAGGAUGUUCAGGAGACAUUGGUCCAGAAUGUUUUCCUCACUGGUGGGAAUGUGAUGUACCCAGGGAUGAAAGCCAGGGUUGAGAAGGAGCUGCUGGAGAUGAGGCCCUUUCAGUCUUCCUUCCAGGUUCAGCUUGCCUCGAACCCUGUGCUGGACGCCUGGUACGGUGCCCGGGACUGGGCCUUGGACCACCUAGAAGACAGUGGAGCCUGGGUCACCAGGAAGGACUACGAGGAAAAAGGAGGCGAGUACCUCAAGGAGCACUGUGCCUCCAACAUCUAUGUCCCCAUUCGCCUACCCAAGCAGGCCUCGCGUGCCUCUGAGGCCCAGGCACCCAGCAGAGGCUUGGGAGCCAGUGGAAGUGGCACCGGCGAGCAGACCUAGUAGAGCGAUGACCCGGCGUGGGACAAGCUGCCCAAGUCCACCAGCCACGUUUGGCUGCAGACUGGAAUUCCCCUGGGAAGAACAGGUGACGGGGUGGCGGAGUUCCUCCUUGGCUACAUUCAUCUGGGGGCUGCUGCAUGAGGGCCCGAGCAGCCUUUGGCAUUUGGGGAGCUGUGAUAAGAUGUGGCAGCCAUGUCCUGAGUAGUGAAGGACGACAGGUGGACACAUGGCCCAGACAUUCCUCUUUGCACUUGUUGUUUGGUUUAAAAACCUUCCCAUUUACAUUUGUCAAUGUAAAUAUUAUGCAUUUAUUGUGAAGUUAUGUGAAGGCCCUUCAUGGAGGUCAGGCGUGUGUGUAUGAAGGCACUUGUUCAGGUUGUAAAAUCAGUCACCACAACCUUAGUGGUGGAACUACUCCCCUCCCCACUCCCCUUACAAGCAAGAAGACAAGGCCCGGAGGUCCUCACCGGGAGCAGUCGUUCUGCUGGCCAGGGACCUGCUUGGUUCCCUGUUCUGAAUGGACAGCCCUUCCUGGGGCUCAUGGCCCAACCCGAGUAGCUGCUUUCUUUUCUGGAAACUCCCACUCUAUGCAGCCUUUCUAGAAAAAGAAGAAGGCGGCUCGCCCUCUGACUGUUGGUUCCAUGUGCUGUGCUGUUGAUGUUCUGCACGGCCUCCCCUGGGUGGGUGGACACCCUCCCUCUCCUUUCUGCUGUCGGAGACAGGAUCUUGUUAAACAGCCCAUACUGGCCUUAAACUCUUAA
Messenger RNA from Jaculus jaculus (lesser Egyptian jerboa), 2585 nucleotides. It is a transcript of the gene Actr5, whose product is annotated as actin related protein 5. Gene Ontology annotation, biological process: regulation of DNA-templated transcription. The transcript has 9 exons. The record is from RefSeq and is a predicted model, not a curated record. NCBI's taxonomy places the organism in Eukaryota, Metazoa, Chordata, Mammalia, Rodentia, Dipodidae. Gene Ontology annotation, cellular component: Ino80 complex; cytoplasm. The coding region runs from base 1 to 1824 and encodes 607 amino acids.